AAAGUUGGCUCCAACGCCAGCCAAUAGGAGCCGACAGCGCUGGGUUCUUUCACUUUCCCUUUCUACUUCCUCUAUGGACAUGUUUUGACAUAUACUGUGUCCGACCUGCGAACUGUAGAUGUGUUGAGUUAGUGUUUGUGGUUUUAAUCAACAGGGUCUAGUUCAGCGGUCUAUUAUUCAGUCUGCUGCCAAUAGUGGGCUACUUCGAGUAUGUUGACGGGGACAAGCGACAUCUUCUUCUCCUGACCUGCUCACAACUCGUCUCCAAACAGCACAGGAAAUGGAGUUCCAGAGAUUGCUGUUAAAGGUAGAGAAGGCCCUGUGUAAGGAUGAGGUCAAGGCUUUAGCAUUUCUUUGUACCGACCUCCUGGGCCGAAAUCCCACCUCAGUGGAAUCAGCCAGUGCCCUUUUCUCUCGUCUGGUGGACCAAGACCAUCUCUCACCUGAGCGACCACAUCUGCUGACUGAGCUUCUCCUCACCAUCCAACGCAACCGACUGGUCCGUGAACUCGGUCUCAGUGAAUGUACAACCAUGAGCCUCAUCUCUGAAUACAGGAAGCUACUCUACAACCUGUCUGAAGAGAUCACUGAUGAAGACUUGAAAAAGGUGAAGUUCUUGUUAAAUCCGACACUCCCACGAAGAAGACUGGAGGACAACACUACUACAUUGGAAGUCUUCCUGGAGAUGGAGCACAUGGACCACCUCAGUGAAACUAAUCUAAAUGAACUGGAGGCCAUAAUCCAAUCAGUCUGUCCUGUGCUAAAAGAAAAGAUCGCCCAGUUCAAAGCACUGCCGGUACAGAACAGCCCUGUGGGUCAAGAGACAGGCUCUGUGUACCAGUCUCCUCAGUCUUUAGAUGAUGAGAGGACUGCCUCAUGCAAAAUCCCAGCACCGCGACUGGCUGAGUGCUCCAUGUUUUCUACCAACACCUCUGUGGAUGUGGUACAUGGUGGAGAUGAAAGUGAGGCCUUGUCACAUGGACUGAACAGUUUAAGCACUGAAACAAGCACACAUGCCUCCUCACAAGUGAGAAGUGAUACUUUGGAAAAGUCAUCCCAAGAAAGCAUGAUCUCUGAGACACAGAUGUUUCAGACUACGGGCACAACGAGUGAGGGUUUGGGAGCAUAUCCCAUGACUUCAGCGAAGAGGGGUGUCUGCUUGAUAAUUAACAACUAUGACUUUACCAAAUCUAGAAAUGUGUCUCUCAGAAUUCGGGAAGGGACUGCGACUGAUAAAGAUUGUCUGCACAAAGUAUUUACUUGGCUGGGCUUUGAGACGGAGAUAUACAACGACUAUGAGAGUAAGGAGAUGCUGUCUCUGUUGCAGGGGCUCAGCCGCAGAGACCACAGUCGGAUGGAUUGUAUGGCCUGCUGCAUUCUGAGCCACGGCAAGAACGGAAGCGUGUAUGGUGUGGACGGCCGCACCGUCGAGCUCUCAGAGCUGAAGGAACUUUUCAAUGGAAUAAAUUGCCACUCUUUGGCAGAAAAACCCAAGCUGUUUUUCAUCCAGGCCUGUCAGGGCACCAAAGAGCAGCAGCCUGUCUAUAUUGAGUCUGAUGCCCCUGCAGAAAGUCAUAUUUGUAGUGAUGCUGUAGCGAUCGAGUCCAUCCCAUCUGAUGCAGAUUUCUUGCAGGCAGUGUCCACUGUGCCUCAUUGUGUCUCCUAUAGAGAGAGGAGGAAUGGCAGCUGGUUUAUUCAGUCAUUGUGCCAAAACCUCAUCCAGAUGGUGCCAUGGGGGUGUGACCUCGUGUCUAUCCUGACAAAGGUGAAUGCAGAUGUAAGCCAGAAGUCUGAUGCCACUGGUAAAAAGAAGCAGAUCCCUCAGCCAUCCUUUUCACUCAGGAAGAAAGUGGUCUUUCCAGUCCCCAAAGCCGCUCCUCCCAGCAUGCCAUCCUUUUAAUCAUGGCCCACAUUAGAUGAUCCCAGAAGAACAAGUGCUUUUGUCUUACAGUUCACAAUUUUUAAUCUGCUGGGUGAAUUGUUAGAAACACUCCCAAUGUGUUUCUGUUUUAAUGAUAGUACCAGAAAGUGGACCUUUAUUGAUGCCGAUUUUGUCACAAUAGUUGGAAGGUUUGUUUGAGAUUCAGUUUUUCCAGGCUGGCUAGGCCUAACAGUCACUGCCGCAGUUCAUCAUGUAUUGUUGCUGCCAGUGUCAUUUUAUAGGAGUUAGAUACAAUUGUAUGAAAUACUAUGAGCAAUUUUUCCUUCAAUAUGCUGCCACUAUGAAAAUAUUUUGAAAUUUGAAGGUCUGUUCAUUGUUUGUAUGCAUGUAUCAAAGAAUAUUCACUGUUUAAAAUAUAUUUUGUUAUAUUAAUAACUUGCUGAGUCCUCAGUGCAACUCUUCUAAGUGAACAUCUUGAAAUGAGCAUGAUGCCAAAUAUUUGCAUGAAUGUUGAAAAUAGAAACUACUAAAUAGUGCUGACCACAGAUUGUAAAAUUCCAGUGACGUGCGGUGAGGUUGACAGCUGGUGAGGCACUGACUCUUUUACAGUCAGAUUUACAAAU
Molecule: messenger RNA, 2505 nt
Organism: Monopterus albus (swamp eel)
Lineage: Eukaryota; Metazoa; Chordata; Actinopteri; Synbranchiformes; Synbranchidae
Gene: casp10
Product: caspase 10, apoptosis-related cysteine peptidase
Exons: 13
Coding region: 281-1900 (539 amino acids)
Biological process (GO): proteolysis; regulation of apoptotic process
Molecular function (GO): cysteine-type endopeptidase activity; protein binding
Source: RefSeq, a predicted model, not a curated record